UGAUGCAGUGUGCAGUACUGAUGAAACAUGUUAUCUUCUAGGACACCAGUCUCGUCAAACUACUCAGCAGCACUACGUUCGAGUCAUAUGUGGAGGUGAUGGGGAUUGUUUGUCACAGACCUGAUAGUCAGUUAAACAGAAUGAUGCCCACAGGAGAGAUUGAAGUACUCGCAUCCAACUACCAAGUCCUUAGUAAGGCUCGCCAAGACCUUCCAUUUCUUAUACGGGACUUUAACAAGGACACCCUACCUCGGUGGGAGAUGGCUGAUGUGUUAAAAAAACAAUACAUUCUGUUUAAAAAUCUGUACAAUCCUCCUAAUGAGCAGUUGCGACUGAAGUACCGCUAUCUAGAUCUUCGUCAUUCUGAACUGCAGAAUAAUUUAAGAUUAAAAUCCCAGGGUGCUCAAGAGUUUGUGGUACCUAGUAGACAUCCUGGAAAAUUUUAUUCUCUGGUCCAAAGUCCACAGACGUACAAACAGUUAGCUAUGAUUGGAGGAUUUGACAAAUAUUUCCAAUUUGCUGUUUGUUACAGAGAUGAAGGAGCUAAACCUGAUAGACAGCCAGAAUUUAUGCAGGUGGACCUGGAGAUGACGGAUGUAACCAUGAGAGAAGUACAGCACCUGACAGAAAACCUUCUAGUCUUUUCAUGGCCUACUCAUCUGGCUGCUAUUUGCUCUCCAUUUCCUGUUUUAACUUAUAAUGAGGCUAUGAGCUCCUAUGGAGUUGAUAAGCCAGACACCAGGUUUGAUUGGAAGUUGCAAGACGUUACGCAUCAUCUUCAUAAAUGUGGAGCCACUGUGCUGGAAAAUAUUCUCACAUUACCAGGGAACUCUGCUCAUGCCUUUGUUAUUCCUGGUGGGCAGCUGCAAGUCACUAAGAAGGUUGUAGCAUCCUGGGAAAAUUUAGCCAGAACACAACAUAACCUGCUUGGAGUAUCAGUGUUUUACAUCUGUGAGGACCUCACAUUAAAGGGAGCGGUGUCCAAGAAAAUGAGUGCUAUAAGCCAAAGGGAAUUAAUUCAAACACUCGGGGCUGUAAUGGGAGAUAUAUUAGUCAUGGCAGUGGGCCCAACUAAUGAUGUGUUGGGUUUGCUUGGUAAAUUACGAUUGCUAGCAGCUAAAACCAUGGAGGAAAGUGGAAUUAUUGUGAGGCACCCAGAACACUUCAACUUCCUGUGGGUGGUAGACUUUCCUCUCUUUACCAAAGACGAUAAAGGAAAUGUUUUACCUGCCCAUCAUCCCUUCACACUGCCCAGGGAAGAUGAUACUCAUUAUCUUUACACUGAUCCUUUUAAGGCAAAAUCACAGCAUUAUGACCUGGUGUUGAAUGGAUGUGAAGUUGGCGGUGGAUCUAUACGAAUCCAUGACCCAGAGAUGCAGCGGUUUGUCCUGCAGGAUAUUAUGGGUGUUGAACCAUCAACUCUUGGUUUCCUUAUUGAAGCACUGGAGUCUGGGGCUCCACCUCAUGGUGGGAUUGCCCUUG
Cherax quadricarinatus is the source of this 1482-nucleotide messenger RNA. Lineage: Eukaryota; Metazoa; Arthropoda; Malacostraca; Decapoda; Parastacidae. The record is from RefSeq and is a predicted model, not a curated record.